Molecule: messenger RNA, 5209 nt
Organism: Cuscuta campestris
Lineage: Eukaryota; Viridiplantae; Streptophyta; Magnoliopsida; Solanales; Convolvulaceae
Source: the annotation of a GenBank genome assembly
AACAAGAUCACACAUGACUAUUUUUAGGCUUACACAUUAAGAGAAUUUUAUGAGUCAAAGUACUUAGAUGAACAGUUCCAAAAGUCAAAUGUGUACAAAGACAAUGGGACGGAGGUAGUAUUUGGUAAUGAUAAUUCUUAGAUUUAGAUUUAAAAGUGAACACUUCAAAGUGUUUUUAAAUCUAUAUUUUUUUAAAGACCUCGAGGUCGCCGGAUUUGCAAUCGCAGAGGUAACACACGUUUCGAUCUGUAAAGUUAAGCAGUUCACGUGUUCCGUAUGAUUCUUGUUUUGUUUUGGAUUUUGGAUUUCAAAUAUGGUCAUUUGAUUUGAGCGAGCAAUUUUUGUUUUUUGGGAAUUUCUGAAAAUUUGUUCGGGAAGAACUUGGAGAACCCUAGAUCUCGUUCCGUGAGGAUUUUGUCGGUGCGCUCCGUUGGAUUUUGAGCUCGGAUCUGAUCGAGGUUAGCUCGGAAUUCGAGUGUUUUUUUUUGGAUUCGGAGCGGGGUUGGAAUUGAACAUAUGGCUUCGAAUCCUCCAAUUUUGGCGGAAGAUCAGACGGACGAAGAUUUCUUCGACAAAUUGGUGAAUGAGGAUGACGAUGGGAAUUUCAACCCUGUGACACUGCCGGAAGGUGAGGUGAGUUUGGAUGGGAAUGAAUCGGAUGAGGUUAAGGCUUUUGCAAAUUUGACACUAAGUGAUGCCAAUGAGAAUGCAAACAAUGAGACAGAUGGUUGGGAAACCGGGAUUGGAGACGGUGGGGAUGAAAGAGAGGUGAUUCAUGAUGAUGUUAAACCGGGGUUGUCAGUGGAGGAAAAGGUAGAGAAGAAAACUGCAUCAUCAGUCGCACACUCUUCGGCUGGUCUUGAUAAUGUGGAUGAAUGUAGUAAUGGUGUUUCUCCAGAUGACACUACUUCCAACACAACUGUUGAUAAGAGCAGUGGAUCUGGGCAGUCAGGUGUGAAGGAGGUGGGAUGGAGUGCUUUUACUGCAUGCCAGGAUUCAAAUAGUGAUUUGGGUUUUGGAUCUUAUUCUGACUUUUUCAGCGAACUGAAGGAUAGUUCAGGUGAUGCAAUUGGUAGUGUUGACGGAAAUAUGAAUGCUGAAUCUCAUAGUGUAUCGGCUCACCAAGUCUCUGGUUUUUCAUAUUUAAAUGCUUCAAAUUCUCAUCCACAAAAUCAGCUGGAAGCGGUGGACGCUUCGAAUAUGAACAGCAGUCAGUAUUGGGAAAAUCUUUAUCCAGGAUGGAGUUAUGAUCCCAAUACUGGGGGGUGGUAUCAAGUGGACAGUUAUAAUGCAGGAGGUAAUCUACAAGGGAGCAUUGACCCUACAUCGCAGCAAGCCGGUUGGCCCAAUGGGAAGUCAGAGGUUUCAUAUCUGCAGCAAACUGCUCAGUCUGUCGUGGGGACUGAAACAGAAAGCGGGACAACUGCAAACGUCUCCACUUGGAAUCAGUAUUCUCAAGCUAAUGAUCCAACCCAGACUGUGACGAAUUGGAAUCAGGCCUUGCAAGCGAACAAUGGCUACCCAUCUCAUAUGAUAUUUGAUCAAAACUACCCAGGGUGGUACUAUGAUACAAUCGCUAUGGAAUGGCGCUCUCUAGACACAUAUGAUAAAUCUUCUCAGUCAUCUACCAUUGAACCACAGAAUCAGCUAAAUCAGAAUGGUCAUGCUUCGUCCAUGCCAUCUUUUUCACAAAACAGUGAACAAAUGAUGCAAGGAGCGUUUGGACAAACUAAUAGUGAUAGAGCUCAACAGUUUAGUGGUAAAGGAAUAGGUAACAACUUGUCCGAGUCUUUUGGUCAUUACAAUCAAAAGACCCCUAGUACAUGGCACACACAGUCUGUUGCUAAGAGUGAGCCUUCACAAGAAUACAGGGCAAACCAGCAAUUUGAUGGGAACUAUGGUCAUGAUUACACUGCUACCAACCAGUUCACUCAUCAGAUAUCUCAUAGUUAUGAGGAAACAAGUUUGCAACACGGGAAUGCAAAUGGAAGUCAAAGUGAGUUUCCAUUACCAGGGAGGUCUCAUGGCAUUGUUUCCGGCGGAGGCUUCAAUCAACAAUUCAAUCAACCAAAUUUUGACCAAAAUGAUCUCAAGCAUUCCUCAAGUGAAUAUUUUAGGAAUCAAAAUUCAUUUAGCUUUGUACAGCAACCAUUUCAAAGCACCCAGCAGUUGGCUUAUACUCCCAAUGCAGAAAGGUCAUCUGCAGGGCGCCCCCCACAUGCCUUGGUUACAUUUGGCUUUGGUGGGAAGCUUAUUUUGAUGAAAGAAAAUAAUUCAAUGGGAAGCAACUCAUUUGGAAAUGAGAAUCCCAUAGGACGUUCCAUAUCCGUGGUUGAUUUGAUGGACAUUGUGACUGAGAGAGCAGAUUCAAAUGUUGGGACUGGCAAGUGCAGUUAUUUCCAAACUUUAUGCCGACAAUCCUUCCCUGGCCCACUAGUAGGGGGAAGUGUUGGCAGUAAGGAAUUAAAUAAAUGGAUUGAUGACAGGAUUGUAAAUUCAGGAUCUCCUGAUUUAGACUACAGGAAAGCCGAAGUUUUGAGGUUGCUUCUAUCUCUGUUAAAAAUUGCUUGCCAGCAUUAUGGAAAACUCCGUUCCCCUUUUGGCACUGAUGCUAAAGUUAAGGAAAGUGAUGCUCCAGAAACAACAGUUGCUAAAUUAUUUGCAUCUGCUCAAAGGAGUGUGCAACUCAACCAAUAUGGCGGUGGUACUCAAUGCGUGCAGCAAUUGCCCUCUGAAGCACAGAUGCAGGUUACUGCUGCAGCGGUUCAAGGUCUUUUGGUUUCUGGCAGAAAGACAGAAGCACUACAAUGUGCACAAGAGGGUCAUUUGUGGGGUCCUGCUCUUGUUCUUGCUGCACAACUUGGUGAUCAGUUCUAUGCUGAUACUGUUAAGCAGAUGGCACUUAGACAGUUAGUAGUGGGGUCACCAUUGAGGACUUUAUGCCUACUAAUUGCUGGACAGCCAGCUGCCGUCUUUUCUACUGAAACGAUGUCUGAAGGGGUCAUGGCUGGUGCUUCAUAUGUCCCUCAACAGACUCCACAUUUUGGUGGAAAUGGCAUGUUGGACCAUUGGGAGGAGAAUUUGGCAGUGAUAACUGCUAAUAGAACAAAGAAUGACGAGCUGGUGCUCACUCACCUGGGAGAUUGUUUGUAUCAAGAGAGAAAUGAUAUAGUUGCCGCGCAUAUUUGUUAUCUGGUGGCAGAGGCAAACUUUGAGCAAUAUUCAGACACUGCUAGGUUGUGUCUUGUUGGUGCAGAUCACUGGAAAUUCCCACGAACUUAUGCUAAUCCUGAAGCCAUUCAGAGAACUGAAUUUUAUGAAUACUCAAAGUUGCUUGGGAACUCCCAGUUUAUUCUUCUUCCCUUUCAACCGUACAAGCUUGUGUAUGCUUACAUGUUGGCCGAAGUUGGGAAGAUAUCCGAUGCACUUAAGUACACUCAAGCAUUAUUGAAAUCACUAAAAAACGGUCGAGCUCCUGAAGUUGAAACAUUGAGACAACUAUCAUCAGCUCUGGAAGAAAGGAUAAGAACUCACCAGCAGGGAGGUUUCUCUGCAAAUUUAGCCCCAGGGAAGUUGGUGGGCAAAUUGCUUAACCUUUUUGACACUACUGCACAGCGUGUUGGUCUUGGGAACCCACCACCACCUGCACCUUCGAGUAUCAAUUCACCCUCAAGUGAAUAUUUUCAUCAGCCUGUAGGACCCAGAGUCCCCAACAGCCAAUCGACAAUGGCAAUGUCAUCCUUAGUACCUUCAACAUCCAUGGAGCCCAUCAAUGAACGGGCAGCUAAUAGCAGCAGUAGAAAGACAAUUCACAACAGAAGCAUUUCAGAACCUGACUUUGGUAGAAGUUCCCUACAGGGCCAGAUGGACUCAUCAAAAGUUGCAAGCUCAACUAACUCACAAGAAAAUCCACCUGGAGGAGGCACAUCGAGAUUUAGUCGCUUCAGUUUUGGAUCUCAAUUCCUUCAGAAGACAGUCGAACUAGUCCUUAAGCCACGCCAAGGCCGCCAGGCAAAAUUGGGUGAACAAAAUAAAUUUUAUUACGAUGAGAAGCUCAAAAGGUGGGUAGAGGAAGGGGCUGAUUUACCCCCUGAGGAAGCAACAAUUGCACCGCCACCAACAAUUGCGUCAUUUCAAAAUGGAGCGCCAGAUUACAACUUGCGGACUGCUCUAAAGAGUGAAGGUUCAAGCAAUGGAAGUCCAGAAGUGAAGAGUCCAGCUUCUGCUGACAGUAAUUCCGGAAUUCCGCCACUUCCACCCACUUCUAAUCAGUUCUCAUCACGUAGCCGAACAAACGUGCGGUCAAGGUAUGUGGAUACCUUCAACAGAGGUGGUGGUAAUGCAACCAAUUUGUUCCAUUCACCCUCCGUUUCUUCCACCACCAAACCGGCAAAUCCCGCCGCCAAAAAGUUUUUCGUCCCCGCACCAGUUCCUGUCUCUUCCGAACAGUUUGCCGCCAACGGCACCGCCACCGACAGCGCUACACAAGAUGGCUCCCGUGCCGAAAACCACCUCGAUUCUUUCACGUCCCCCGCCACAUCAUCAUCAGACGCCACGAACAUCCAAAGGUUCGGAAGUGUCGGGAAUCUCUCGAACAACGCCGCCGUUCCGAGGCCCGGCUCCUUCCCGGGACACACGCGGCGGACCGCCUCGUGGAGCGGAAGUUUCAGCGAGGCUGCAGUGGCAGCCCCACCUCAUCAUCAUCAUCAAACUGCGAAACCGUUGGGAGAGGUGUUGGGUAUUGUGCCUCCGUCUUCAUCGUUCAUGAUGCCCAACGACAAUAUGGAUGGGUUGAGAACAAGUGGCAGUUCUGGUGAGGAUCUUCACGAGGUUGAACUUUGAUUACCAGAAGAAUCUGUAAAUAUUUAUAAACUAUGUCUUUUUUCUCCCCUUUUUCACAGUUCAGUGUGGGGCUGCCUAUAAAUGUUCCACCUUUUUUUUUAUAUAUAUUUUGAAUUACUACAUGUAUUGUGUUGAAAGUUACAUUGUGUUUAUUAUACUUGUAGCGAUAGGUUUUUGUUGGAAAAAAAAGCUUAGCUCCCCUUUUUUUUAGAGUAUUGUCAUUAUUUAUGAAGAAUAUGACUGUUAGCAGCUACAAAAGUGUACAUUUUAUUUCAUUUAUUGGGGGUAAGAAAUCGACACCCUAUAGUGAAUUGUUGUUUAUGAGAAUAUUAUGCAGUUAAAAAUUCAAUGAAAUGGAGGAUUUUAU